AUGCCGAGCAUAGUUCGAUUUGGUCGGCCGAAAAAGUCACCCAAGCCAGAUUCCGAAGAUGCUAACGUCGAAACGCAUUCGUUACGUGCACCAGAUUCUAUUCGAGCUCCACGCGUCAGCCUGCUCCAUGUCGAUACAGGGCUGAACAUGCAACAGUAUAAUGGAUUGUUUGAAGCGGACUCCCCUGAGCGACAGAAGGGCUCAGCGGCCGCAGAGUCAUCGUUGGAGUCGAUGAGCCCGCCCACGAAUCAUAUGAAUGGGAUAUCCAAUCCUCCAAACAGCGACGCCGCGACGACAGAGUGGUCUUCAGCCGUCGGCCACGCCGCUACGGGCAAGUCGGGGCGCGUCAUACACAAUCUACAGGAGGAUAUUGCGCGCUUGACUCGCGAGUGUAGUCUCUACCGGUCACGAGCAGAGGAGACGCAGCGGAUCAACGAAGCUUUCAAGACCCAAGUACAGAACUUAACCGACCGACUUCAGAAUUUCGAACACUCGCACGAAAUGAACCUACAUUCACUCUCGCGGAAGGAGAAAAAGAUCGAAGAGCUACGCGCUGAGAUCCAGGCCGAGCGGGAGAGACGGCAGCGAGCCGAGAGUGAAAAGGAGAGAUUUCACCAAUUAAUGGAUGAGGCCCAAGACGAUUUCCAUCAGAAGUCUGCGGAAUUGACCGAGAUCGCCAACCACUCUCGCACACAAUACGAUGUCUUAGCGAAGGCCGGGCAACGGGAGCGAGCCGACCAACAACGAAGGCUGAAGGGUAUACGAGAAGAAUUCAUCGCGUUACGAGAAAAACAUGAACAAACCAACUCGCAAAUAAACCGACUGGACUCAAUAAUGGCGCAAAAAGAUCAAGAACUCGAACUCGCUCUUACCAACUUUGAGAAACUCUCCAAGGAGUAUGAGACUUACAAGCGAACCCAUGACGAAGAAGUCCGAUCUCUGAUUGAAGCAAAUCAGCAAGGGGAGGCUAGAUUCAGUGCUGCCCUUGCAUCCCUGAAGGAGACCGAGGGCAGAAUGAAGUGGGUGAUGCAAGUCAAACGCGAGGUUGACGGUGCCGAAUGA
Messenger RNA from Aspergillus calidoustus, 1062 nucleotides. The record is from the annotation of a GenBank genome assembly. NCBI's taxonomy places the organism in Eukaryota, Fungi, Ascomycota, Eurotiomycetes, Eurotiales, Aspergillaceae.